AUGACGAUGGAGUGCAUGAAAAGUGAAUUCCACAAGGACCAGCUUCUGGAUGGCCGUUUCAAGACCAUUGCUCCCCUCAAUCAUGGUUCCUUCGGCAUGGUCUUCUUGGCCGAGGACAUCCUGACCCGGCAGAACGUGGCCAUCAAAUGCUUGACCAAGCCUUCUGUUGCCGCCAAGUCUACCCAGGUGCCAACCACAGACGAAGGGACCGAAGAGCUUGCGUGUCAUGCAAUUCUAAAGCAGCACGACCAUCUGGUGAACCUCGUGCACCACUUUGAGACUGACGCUCACACCUACCUGGUUCUGGAAUACUGUUCUCAAGGUGACCUGUAUGAGGCGAUCCGCCUCAAUCGGGGUCCUGUCCAGACCGAGCAUGUCCGACGUUUCAUGCUGCAGUUGAUCAGUGCCGUACAACAUAUGCACGCCAACGGCCUCUUUCACCGAGACAUCAAGCCUGAGAACAUCUUUUUGACCCAAGAUGGCUCCGUCAAACUGGGGGACUUCGGAUUGGCGACCAGGAGCCUCUGGUCUUAUGAGUCUUGCGUUGGAAGCGAUCGCUACAUGGCUCCAGAACAAUAUGAUCCUGCUGGCACGGGCUACUCGCCGGCCAAGGCAGAUAUCUGGUCUAUCGGCAUCUGUUUGCUCAACGUCCUUUUCGCUAGGAAUCCCUUUGUUACACCCACGGAAUCGGACAUCCUAUUUGCCGACUAUCGUCGAGACCGCCAGUCUCUGUUCGACAUCUUUCCGAGCAUGUCGCAGGAUACCUUUGAGAUCCUGUCUGUGGCCAUGGCUUUGGACCCUGCCAAACGGGACCUGGAAGCUGUCAAGCAAGCUGUUCUCCGUGCCAUUGCCUUUACCACCGAGGACGAAUCCUUUGAUGACUUUUUCUGUUCAGAAGAACGAGAUGUUGUUCGGGCCAGUGCCAAUCGCGAGCCUCUGCGGACCCCGUCAAUUCAAAGCCCUCAGAUGGAUGGCGACUCCUUCCCUUGGGCUAAGGCUUUGCACGCCAGUCCUCUAAAGCAGCAGCUGGAUUCUAUCCCCGACUUAUACGAAGAGGAUCUCUUCGAGUCGGACAAGAGCCUCAAGCUUGGGGAGUCCUGGUACUCCGGCCAUGGCACGACGCCUUCUCUGACCUCGAUCUUCGACUCGGCCUAUGGGUCUUUCAAAUCCAUGACGCUGCGACGGUCUGCUGCCCGCAACCCUCCUCAGCCAGACCCUGUACCUAUCCCCAACUCGUUGCCAACGCGUGCCUCCCGACCUAUUCCCACCAUGUCGUCUGUCUUUGGAAAGAAGCAGAAUGACACGGUGGCCAAAAGUUGGAGUGAUAUGUUCGAGGAAGAUGAGGAGGAGUGGGAACGUGAGGCUGAGCUGAAGCUGCGACGUGAGCAGAAUUCUCGAAGCUGGAGUCAAGAUAGUCAAAAGCGUCUCCCAGUGCCUCCGGGAGUGCUCACCGAGUCCAAGAGCCGUUCCUCGAGCAACGCGCGUCGCAGCCGAACGCCCAAGCCGACAUCACCGAUCAAGGCGAGCCAUGGGGCAAAUGAGAACGACAUUUUCGCAUGGCGUGCACGCACCCCCCGACAUUCACCCAAACAAAGUGCGGUGGAUAAGUGGGCGGCGUUGGGUGACAAGAGACGGAACUACCAGACGGAAUCAGACACGCAGACUUGGACUUUCAAGAAACGAUCGAUGACGACUGGAUCACGCAGGAAGCCCACGACUGGGUUGGGACAUGAUCCACACCACCAUCCAAAUCCGUGGCAUCGCCGCGACAGCCGACCCAAGGCUCGUCCAGCGUACCUGGAUCAAGAUUGGCGGCAACAGCGGGUGUCGGAUUCACCCUCGACAGACGAGGAUGAACUUGAGUGGGUUGGAGGUUGGCACAACUUCCAUUUGUAA
Molecule: messenger RNA, 1896 nt
Organism: Fonsecaea erecta
Lineage: Eukaryota; Fungi; Ascomycota; Eurotiomycetes; Chaetothyriales; Herpotrichiellaceae
Exons: 1
Coding region: 1-1896 (631 amino acids)
Biological process (GO): protein phosphorylation
Molecular function (GO): protein kinase activity; ATP binding
Source: RefSeq, a predicted model, not a curated record